Molecule: messenger RNA, 840 nt
Organism: Rotaria sp. Silwood2
Lineage: Eukaryota; Metazoa; Rotifera; Eurotatoria; Philodinida; Philodinidae
Source: the annotation of a GenBank genome assembly
UAAACUCAGAAACACAUCCUUAGCAUCUGUCAUAAAAACUUUUAUCUGCGCAAAAAACAACAAGAUAUUACGCUCUUCAUAAUAUUCACAAGUGUAUUCCAUUCCUUGAAAUGUCUAGGAAGACUUCAGGAUGUUCUCGAAGAAUCUAUCUUGUUCUAUGAGAAUGUGUGGGUGUGUAUCUUCUGUUUAUCAAAACUCACAGUAAUGCUAGUUGUACACCACUGUGCGAGGUUAAUCUUGUUGGUUUAUUGGAAGCUUGAAAAUAUCUUUUACUAUAUUAUGAUAUAGGUUGCGCUGAAGGCCGAUUCUGAAAUCGAUUUUAUGUGGGUGAAUCGAAUGCCUAUGUGGUAUCGAUAUGAAACAUUUCAAUUUGUUCGAAAUCAUAUUUCCAGAAUCUGGAACACAUCAUUUGACGAUGCUUUCGCCGAGUUUUCCAAAAGUCUUUAUAGUCAGUUCAAUAUCAUGUCUUCGUAUGCAUCAAAAUUUGAGGGCAAGCAUUAUCGGGUAAUUUUGAAUACAGAUACAAAUGGCGCUAUUAGCGUUGGUAGUAAUGGUGGUGUUCCAACCGAUAUUCGCAUCGGCUGUUGCCGUUCAUUUGACAUCGGAUGUGUUGGGUCAGAUAGAAACAACGAUGAUCAUCUUUUAACUUAUGGUACUAAUGCUGUAAAUGCCGUCAAUCGAACAGUGACUACUGAAGCGUACUAUAAAAAUGUUUAUGCAUAUCUUAAGCAAGUACGACCCGAUGCUCUAGCUCGUAUGAAAGAAACAUGUGAUCUAUACUUGAAAGGGCAAUGGAAGCCAUUAUGCACUGUUGAUAGUAUUGCAAAGAUCAAACAAUGA